Molecule: messenger RNA, 11828 nt
Organism: Dermochelys coriacea (leatherback sea turtle)
Lineage: Eukaryota; Metazoa; Chordata; Testudines; Dermochelyidae
Gene: IMPG2
Product: interphotoreceptor matrix proteoglycan 2
Exons: 19
Coding region: 4776-8963 (1395 amino acids)
Biological process (GO): visual perception
Molecular function (GO): heparin binding; hyaluronic acid binding
Source: RefSeq, a predicted model, not a curated record
CUCUUUUAGAUGGGCUUGUUUGUACAUUUUAAACAAUAAAAGAAGGGGCAAUCUUUUAAAAUCACUUUUAUGACAUUGAGACCUUUCUUACAAAUUGAUGAUGGAAAUGUGUUUUGAGAAUGCCAGUGUUUGAUAUUAAAAAUCUUUAGAAGUUGUUGGACUUGAUUGUUCCCGUUCUUUAUAAACAAUGAGUUAAAUAUAAGAUGGAGUAUUUUAUCAACUUGUCACUUACCUACUAUAUCUGUUGUUAACCCAUGUGGGGUUGUUUUUGUUUUUUUGAGUACUGUAACUUAUCUAAUUAAUUUUGAACACAGCUAUUCUAGUUGUUGCUAUUCAGCCCUUAAAAAGACAUUUUAAUAGUUCACAACUCCUUGAGUGAAAAGCAUUCCAUUCUUUUUGAACCAGUUUGUUGACCCCCCAACAAGUCUAUUUUCUGCGUGGCUCAACCAACCAUAUUGCCUCCCCCUUUCAGUCUUCCCUGCAUGAUGGAUGUGCUGUGAGUGAGAGGAGGUGUGGCCGGAAAGCAUUGAGCUCUGGAGAUCCCUGCUUUCUGCAAUGGCACUUUGGGGGCCAUUGAAGGCAACAUAAAUUAGAACCACCCUGAGACUGCUCUGAUUUGCAUCAGGGGCCAAACUAGUACAAACAACUUUGCCCACAUGUUCCCGACCUCUCCAGGUCCUGUGUCAAGCACAGUAUAGUGGACUAGGGGAUUGAGGGCAUAGAGUUUAACACUAGUUCAAAAGCUACAGUUCAUAGCAAAGAUUUAUACUCUGCAUGCAUAACUUUGGCAUCAGGGUGCUUUACUCUAUUUAAAAACCUAUAGUUUACAAAAUAAUGGUCUAUUUAAACAGAAGGUUGCCAGACUCUGGCAUUGCCAGGCCAGCAGUGAAAGCAGGUUUCAGAAGAUUGGUCCCUACAGAGGAUGCUUUGGUAUCAAGUCACAGAAAGGUCAGUUCCAGAAACUCACUGCAAGAGCAACCCAGCAGAAACAAAGAUGAAGAUAUGAAAGGCUGUAGGAAGUAAAUCCUUGAUUAAAAUGUGUAAAUAACAAGUCAUCAGCAGGCAUCAAAGGACUGUGGUAGUCAUACAUCAUGUGAGUUUUAAAAAGUGUUUGUGGGCUGCUGAAUUUGUCCAUUGGAAUGGAAGCCAUUUUGUAAUUCACCUAUCUUAUCUGAGACUGAACUUCUGAGUCUUGAACCUGAAAUUAAUUUAUUUUAGUAGACACAUGCUACACCCCACAAGUGAAAAAGAUGGGGGGAAAUCGGACACAGCACUCUUACCUUGAUAAUGGCAGAGGCGGGGGGAUGCUUCAUUAGGUAACCAGGGAUCCAAAUCCUCCUGUUUCCAGAUUUAAGCUCAGCAACCUAGAGUCAGAAGAAGAGGCCUCAUGGGGAUUGAGAAAAUGUUCUUAAAGCAACCAUACAUCCAUGCUGGUGCUGAAAAUAUUGUGAAAGGACAGCUGCAGGUAUCCUGGCAUCAUGAUUUCACUCAAAUUAGUGAGCAAGGUAAAAUGUGUGCUCUAGAUCAACAGCUCCAAAGAGGAGGAAGACUAAGACUACUACACUGGAAAGCUUGUGAGCAGAUUAAAUUUAGAAGUGUUAGAUUAAUGUAGUUGACUAUUUCAUUUCCAAGUUGAUGCUGCUUACUCAAAUAAUGCACAAUAAUACGUUGCUGAGGGAUUGUCAUAUGAUUAAGAUGUUGCUUAAAAUGUAAUCGCACUCCUAGCAAUCCAAUCACAGGAGACAAUUUAGAAGCUUGAUAUUUGAACCAUGGAAGAGGGGAAAAGACAGGCGGAUUCUACAGACACCUAAGUCUUUCUUAGAACUGUUAAUCGGUGACAUUUUGCCUUGGACAUAUCUUUAUUUUGCAUUGUUUUCUGAUAAAUUAUCUUCCCUGUUAUGCUCAUAAGAAAUUGUGGUUGAAACUUCUAUGUUUCUAUGGUCUGUUUAAUUUGGAAAAUAUAUUUUUGUUUUCUGUAUGCACAACAAAUACCAAUAAAGAAAUUAUUUUAACACUGUGUUUGCACAAUAAAAUUAUGCAUUCAACAGGUUUCUGUUGCCCUCCAGAAAAAUUGUAACAAGUAAUAUACUUGCUUCUUGGCAGUGACACAAAGAUAGUUAAAAAGAAAAUAAAAAAUGUGUUAGAGCUAAGGUCAAGGUGGUACAUUUGCGCAUAUAUAUAUAUAUAUAAAUAAAAUGCUUCAUACAGAGUUCUGAUACACAUAUCAGAAAUUUAAAAUUUAAUGAAAAUAAAGAUAUUUUUUUUAAAAUUGGAAAUGCCAUUUGAAUCUUUGCCUCUAAUUCCUUUGGGGCUGAAAUUUGGCAUGUGUGUUUCAGCUAUUAGCUGUUGGAGUUCUAAAGUUGCUUGUUUCAAAAUACAGAAUGCUACUUGAGAGGUUUUAGAUAUUGGAGGCAUGCAUUCAUUUGACUCAAGCGUCUGCAAGUUUUAUUAUCACAGAGGAGGUUUUUUUGGCAACUCAGUUGCUUUGCAUGUUUUAAGAUAUUUAAAUGUUAAAACAAUAAAUGGUACAUUCUAAGUAAUGCAUUUUGCUAUCAUAACCUUUUAGGGGCAGAUCCUCAGCUGGUAGCAUUGCAAUAUUGAAGUCAGUAUUGCUACAUCGACUUAUGCCGGAUGAAGAUCUGACCUUUCAAAUAUAAAGUUACUUGCAUGAGCUAGUCUUAUUACAACCACAUUUAAAUGUUUGAAAGGCCUUUGUCCUUCUCAGAAAAGCUUAAAUGGCCAUCAGAAAUGCUAAGGCAGGCUGUGGCGAAAGAUAGUGAAGCUUCAUACUAUCCCCCAAAUUCUGAGUGGGGCUGAGUACCUGAUGCUUGUCAACACCACUCUGAAUUUGCCCCUCUACCGUUGUAUCUAUGCAAGAAAACUUUGUACCUGUUUUCCAGCCAGAGUGCAAGCUCUAAGACGUAGACAGGGCUCAGGCAUUUUUAUCACUGUGUCAUAAAAAUGUGCUCAGACUAGGUUUUGUUGAGUGGUCAUAGUGGCGGUAGUACCUGAGCCGUUGUCUGCAUUAGCGUUUGUAGCAUUGAUAGUCUAGGACCAACUGCACAGUGGAGGGUAAUGGGAACAGCAUUUUCAUGUCUAGUUUGAAAAUUUCAAAUCAGUGCACUUUUAAAGGAAGACGUGAGGAAAAUCUCACUGCUUUGUAAUAUCAUGACUUCUGUUACUUAGCACAAGGAGCAGACAAAAGCAAAAGUGACUUAUUUGACCUAUAAGAACUUACUACAAUAUCCUAAUGUUGAUUGGGUCAAAAAUCAAUCUGCCCUGAUUAAAAAUAAGGAUUGAAGGGCUAACCAACCUACUUUUUUGUUUUCUGGUGUCAUUUAGUGUGUGUUGGCCACAUAUCCCUAGUAGGAGCCAUCUGUUCCCCUCGCCACAUGUUGUUCUUGGUUCCUUUCUGCCUGUGUAAUAUAGUUGUAAAGACAGGGUUUCUCAAAUUUGUUCAUAAUGUGGAUGAUGAUGUAACAAUGAGAUUGUCUUAUGGGCAACUCCCUUCCAAUUUGCGAUUAUGCAGAUGAUCUUCCAUUCAGGAUUGUAUGACAUCCUUGUGAUGAUCACAGAAAUUUCCUUAUAUGAAAAAAUAACAUUCGGAACCUAUGUAAUAUCUUUUUAGUGGCUUUCAUGCAGUGUAGAAGCUGUAAACAAGGAGAACCAGCACAGUGGGACCAGCCAGCUCUCUUUGGAUAAUGAGCAAGUGCUCCACAGACCAUAGUUUGGGAGCUUCUGUGUUAGGAGCAAUUGAUAUUGUGGUCAGGAUACUUGGAUUGGUGGUGAUGUCUUGCUCAUUUUGUAAGUCCUCACAGUGAACCUUGCCACUCCAUGACAAAUUUCUCCUGGAAAUCAAUCAGACGGCUUCUGUUGCUGGGUCUCUGUCAUUGUAUCAUGCUAUGGCAGCAUCCCAAUUUGCUUUCCUCUAUUUCCUUAUUACAUUUAAAUUUUCUUAUUACAUUGCUCACUUGUUAACCAAACAGCUGUUUAGACUUGGUGUCUAAACAGAUGACUUGUUUAUAAUAUUCAUAGGUUGGUUAAUGUUUAAAAAGAGAUGAGAGAAUCUGGGUCUGAGCUGCUGUUCUGCCAUGCUAAGGACAGGGGUAUUGCAGAGUAAGGUCUGUGCAUUGCUAUAAUCUGAUGUAGCAGUACUUUGCUAGCUCUGUCACCUGAAGAAAGAUGUUAGUAGAGACUCAUUGCUACCUAUGUGGGGGGUGAGGAUCUAAGUCAAUCAGCACAUUCUUUUAAAGCUUCACAAAUAUUUGUAAUUAAUACAAGUGGAGGAGCAGCUUGUUAAUGUUAAUGAUGUUAAUGACAAAGACCUUCCACUGAGGACCUGAUCUUAACAUAGAUUGAUGUUGUUUGGCUAGCGUGUGUAAAAGGGAAGGAAACUGAAGAGCCAAUGAAAAACAUGCUUAAUUAAGUGUGAAAGGUACUGUCCUUGUUAACGACAUGACAAGAUCCGGUAAAGAGCUUAGCUGGCCAGAUUAAAACUAAAAAAUUGUCUCCUCAAUCCAUCUGCUUACUCCAAGGAGCUUGCUUUCAGCACCUUUUGUUAUUUCUGAAAUGAAGUGGAAUACUGUACUUCCUUUGCGAAGAAAAUAAUCUCUGAAACAUUUUGGCUGGCUUUUGUUGUGGUUUAAUAAUAAUAAUCCUUUUGUCAAAGACAAUUAUAUGUGACGUCAGUAAAUUUUCGAGAAGAGAAGGCAACUGACUGUGUGUUAAAAAGGGAUUUUUUCCCCCCUUGUAUUUGUUUUUUAGCCAAAAUAAAUAUGCUGAACUUUCCUUGGAAAAUCCAUCUGGGUGUCUUGAUUUUUGUGUUGAUUGAAGGGGAUCUUCAAGUAUUUACAGCAGAAACUUACUCAGCUGCAGAGGAAAUUGAGGGUAAGGAUGCUACACCAACAACUCAACCCAAUGGCGGGCAAUUAGUAAACCCUUCGCUGUCUCCUGAGUCAAGACACCAUACUGAAUUCAUGGGAAAGGAACAACUCAACAGGCAUAUGUUGUUUCGAAGGAAGAGGUCCAUCCUGUUUCCUAGUGGAGUUAAAAUUUGUCCAGAUGAGACUGGUGAGCAGGCCAUUGCCAACCAUCUGAAAUACUUCAAACUCCGAGUGUGCCAGGAAGCCGUCUGGGAGGUCUUCAAGACAUUCUGGGAUAGACUUCCAGCACGUGAAGAAUAUCAGUACUGGAUGAGUUUGUGUGAGGAAGGAACUAUGAGCAUAUUUGAAAUGGGCACAAACUUCAGUCAGUCCGAAGAGCACCAGAACCUGAUUAAGAAGAAACUGUCCUAUAUGAAAGAAGAAAUGGAUAGCGCCUGCAGUGAUUGGUCCUGUGGCUCUGGAAUUCCAACACCUUCUCCAGCUGCUGAUGCUACCACAUUAAGAGAUGCAGCUGCCAAUGUCCCAUCUCCUCAUGAGGUCUCCAUUGAGAGUCCAUCAGAUUAUACCUUCAACAAGAAUGAAGACUCAGAUGCUAGCAUCAACAAUGAGAUCAAGAAGGAGGAUGGGAAGCUGAUGAAACCUGUUCCUGACCAGAUGGUUGAGUUCAGCAUCCUUAUUUUGGGAGAGAAAUACACUGAGGAAUUGAGUGACCCAUCCACCAUGCAGCAUCAGCUACUCUCAGAACAAUUUAUUUCUCAGGUAAAAAAUGCAUUUGAAGGAUUAUCUGGAUACAAUAAUAUCCACGUGCUGGAAUUCAGUGGCGUGGAGGUUCACUACGCUGUCACGUUUGUUGGGGAAGCCAUCAGCAAUGCCACCUGGGACCUUAUUAACCUUCAUUCCAACAAAGUGGAGGACAACUCCUUCGUAGAACUUGAGGAUAAGCCAACUGUUGUUUACACAAUCAGUGACUUCAGAACUUAUAUUGCUGAAAUCCUUCAAAAGAACUCUUUCCUUGAAAAUGUCUCUUUGACCUUGGACCCUGACUCUCUCCAGCUCAUUAAUGUGAAAGAAGUUGUUUCCCCUGCACCCGAAGACACAUCCAGGAUUACUGAAAAUCCAAUUGUUUUUGAGUCUCCAGUAGUUGAUGAUGAUAAUGCCCUUUUAGCUGAGUGGCCCUCUGCAGACGCAACAACUGCAAGCAAUAUCUUGCCACUUGAUUUCACCAAAUCAGGUUUCACCUUUGAUAUUGAACAGUCCAAUGGCAAUGAAAUCUGGUUAAGAUCAGAAAACCUGGACUCUGAGAACAACAUGAAUUCAACACCAAAGGCUGUCCUCACUUCUUCUCCUGGUGGAAUGAGUCUAGAGGAAAGGAGCCAGACUCUUCAUUCUGUCACCCCAUCAAUAUUAGAAAAUGGCUCUCCUGUGGACUCUCAGGAAUGGCUGUCUAUCCCUGCUUCUUUAGAAGAUGAUGCUGGAGUGUCGGAAGGCAUUCUUCUGCCUUCCAGUCUAUACCCUCAUCUUGCAUCAAAAGAAAUGCCAUCCACAGUCAUUUCUGUGGUUCCUCCGACUUCUAUACCAACAAUGGCCUCUACAUCAGAAACAGAGCCUAAUAAUGAGGGAGUGAUCUCUACAGAGAAGGCAAGAGAAGCCAUGCCCAUUGACAUAGACUCUAUAUCCCGUGACAGCCUGGAGGAUGGAGAAGUUUAUCUAGAGGUGAACUCUCUGCAACCCGAUCUGUAUCCAGGAGGAGAAAUUAUUUAUGAGGAUGGAUCUGGAUCAGCAUUUGAUGCUUCAGGUAAAGAAGCAUGGCCAUGGGGCAUAGCAACAGUAGAGCCAGUUUUCUACCGUCUUCCUGAAAGCUGGCUGAAAGAGAAAAAUGAUUCUCUGUUAAUCAGAGCACAGGAUACUCCUGAGGGACAGAUCCUGGAUUAUAUAAUUGAUUCUAUAGAGAAAUUAAAUGAUAAUCCUGAGGAUGGAGGCAUGACCAAUGCAAGAGGGGAAUUCACUGAUGACUCUGAAUCAAAUGUACCUGGACUUUCAGAAACUGCAACUCAGCAGAUGCCUAUGUUAUGGACACAAGAAACCUCGAAUGUGGAACUGUCCAUGCAAACAUUAGAGGCAUCAGGCAUGUCUGAUUAUUCUUCAUCCUUUGCAUAUGAGCCCUCAGUGGACUAUUCUUCUUUAGAUAUGGCAGAUGAACAGACCUCCAUCUCACCACAUGAAAAAGAUACCUCUAUAGAAGAUCAUCUCCUUACAUCUACAGAGACAUUCAAUGUUAAACAAGCUGAAGAGUCCAGUGAGAAUCAUCAAAUCAUUUAUGAAGCACUAGGAAACCAAAACAAGGAAGGGACAAAGCCAGAAGAACUAUCCACAAUAGUCCAAUCAGGUGUAGCAGUUACAAUAGGACACCAAGACAUGGAUUCCUCAUGGAUGGGGCUCCUCAAGCCAGAAAUAGUACUGACAGCAACUCCUACGAUGGAAAAUAUAGUCACUGACAUUUUCAUGGAGGAGCAGCAAAUUCCAGAUUUGCACUUGACAACUCAACAAGUUUCUGGAUCAUUUGCUGUGAAACCAAUAAAUAUUUGGCCUACUCACAACACUGAAAGGGCAUCUGAGAAACCUGCAGAUCAAGACAUGCAAUCUGAAGCACCGACUAAGGUUGAAGUUUCAACGAUAGCUCCUUAUUUACUGGAGCUGGCGACUGGUUCAGAGGAUUUCACUGGACAGUCUAGUACAGACCAUGACACUAGUACCCCUAGUAGCUUAAAUAUGGCAGUGGGUUCUUUUGCAACAGUGACUAUAACAAAGAAUCCUAUUGGUUCCCUGUCCAGUUUCCCUACUACACAGUAUACAGUUAGCUCAAUAAAAUUGGGGGAGGACAUGACUACAAGAGUGCUGGAUCAUGUGGGCACAAUGUUGUAUCCUCAUGAGAUGAACCUGGAAGAAAGAAGUAUGAUUGAUAGUCGCAUGGAGGUAUCUACCAAUGUUCACUCCACAGAGAUGGCCAGCAUAGCUUGGCCCACGCAUGCAAAUCGCAACGCUACCACGUCCUCACGAGCUUUAGUGGUGUUCUUUAGCCUCCGUGUUACCAACAUGAUGUUUUCAGAGGACCUAUUCAAUAAAAAUUCCCCAGAAUAUAAGGCACUGGAGCAACGAUUCUUAGAACUGCUGGUUCCCUACCUCCAAUCCAAUCUAACAGGUUUCCAGAAUCUCGAAAUCCUGAACUUCAGGAAUGGCAGCAUUGUGGUGAACAGCCGCAUGAAGUUUGAAAAACCUGUGCCUCGUAAUGUCACGAAUGCGGUCUAUAUAAUUCUGGAAGACUUCUGCAACACUGCUUACCAGACCAUGAACCUGGCCAUUGACAAGUACUCCCUGGACGUGGAAUCAGGAGAUCAAGCUGAUCCUUGCAAGUUCCAGGCUUGCAAUGAGUUCUCCGAAUGCUUAGUAAAUCGCUGGAGUGGUGAGGCAGAGUGUGUUUGUUAUCCUGGCUAUCUAAGCAUUGAAGGAUUGCCCUGUAAUAGCAUCUGUGACCUACAACCAGACUUUUGCCAAAAUGAUGGGAAGUGCGACAUAAUCCCAGGACAAGGGGCCAUAUGUAGAUGUCGUGUAGGUGAGAACUGGUGGUACAGAGGAGAGCACUGUGAAGAGUAUGUCUCAGAGCCAUUGGUUGUGGGUAUCGCAAUUGCUUCAGUGGCUGGCUUCCUUCUUGUGGCAUCCGCUGUAAUUUUCUUCCUGGCCAGGACCCUUCGAGACCAGUACUCAAAAAGUGACACUGAGGACUCUUUAGGGCAGGGUGAUAGCCUCUCCUCCAUUGAGAAUGCAGUGAAGUACAACCCUAUGUAUGAGAGUGAUACCACUGGGUACAGCCACUACUAUCGGAGAUACCCACAGCUCACCUCAUACAGCUCUACCAGUGCAGAGACGUCCACAGACUACAGCAGUGAAGAGAUAAGGCACAUUUAUGAGCAUAGUGAGCUCACAAAGGAGGAAAUCCAGGACAGAAUACGGAUUAUAGAGCUUUAUGCCAAAGAUCGGCAGUUUGCAGAGUUUGUUAAACAACAUCAAAUGAAACUGCUUUAAAAAAAAAAUUUGAAGCCAGUAGAAGUGGAAGGUGACCUUGUUGCCCUAGUAACAGGGCACACACGAAACUGCAAAGUUACGUAUAGUCUUUAUGAUGUAUGGAUAUUAAACACGGCUGGUUGGAUGCAGAUGUUUUCUAAAUGAAUGAUUAACUGUAAGAAUAUUUAUCUGGCUUUUGUGAGUACAGUUAUGACAGUAACCAGGGAUCAUGAAAAUUUACUUUUUUACUUAUUUUAAUUAGGGAAAAAGCAUUUCCUGAACUGGACAUUGAAAGUUUGUGCAUGUAUUUUCUCAUCUCGAAGAUUUUUUGCUUGGUGUGCAAAGAAAAAAUUAAAAUGAAAUACAAGUUUUUCAUGUUACUCUGGUGUUUUCCUGUUUCAAAAGUAAAGUAUUAGUGGGGGGAAAUAUUUGGGUUGCAGGUGAGGGGUUUAUGGGAGGAUACUGGUUCUGCUCAAGUGAUACUAGCAUUAUUUUGAUAUUGCCCAAUAAUAAUCCCAGACAAAAUGUAUCAUCUUGCUAGAGAAUUUGUUUUGUACGGCUGGCUGAUUUACCCUCGUUCAUUGCUCACGACUAAAAUAAAUAGUCAUGUACUUCAUAAGGUUCAGCUUGCAGCUCUCAUGACACUUUUUAAUUGCUUUUAAGACAAAAUAAUUCAAUGUUGUUGGCUUUCAACUGCCACAUGUCAGCUUGGGCAGUUGGUGCAAUACUUAGUGGUUGCCACCAAAAGAAAUACUAGAAUGUGUGCGUGUUCUGCUUCUCUCUGUUCCAGAUUGGGGCAAACAAGGGCUAGACCCCCUCCCUGCCUUUACAGAACAUUUCUAGAUAAUUACAUAACUAAACUAUAGAAGCAAAAAUAAAAAUUCUCUACGAUGAUAGUUAGUAAUUUUGUUCCCUAUGAUUGGUUAUUUUUAUAAUGGCUUAAUUGUGCUACAAGACUACUUAUGCCACCAUUCUUGUUGUUUAUUCCUUUGGCACUGAAUUUCUCCCCUUAGGAUUGUAUGCAUCCAUCCUUCAACUAAAGCCAACUGAAUACCAGAUAAAAUUCAGCUGACAUAUUUGAAUAAUACAUUAGUCAACCACUAGCUCUAUUUCAAAAUCAGGCCCUGUUUACUUUUGAGUCAGAGCGUAGUAUUUACCAAUCAAUAAUAUAUUUUAUACUUUUGCCUCCUCAGAUGUCAGCAACCUCUAAUGGGAAAAAGUGACCUCACUUCUGGCUUAGGGGAAACCUAAUGUUAAGUCUUUAAACUAAACUACUUUCCAGAUUUAGUUACUUAAAAAUAAUUGUUUUUAAGGGCAUAUAUUAUAAAAAUGUGCUUCCAAUUGCCAAUUUGGACCUGUAUUUUGAACUCUCAAAAGUUCCCUUGGGUUUCGUAUGGCUUAUUGAGGAGGGUGCCAGUAUGAAAUUUGGAUCUGGAUCCAGGUUUGAACUUCAAGCUCAGGGAUGUUCACAUCUUUAGUAUUUAAUACUAAACAGUAAUAUUUUCCCACCUGAUUUAAUACCCAGUGAACAAUGAAGUUAGUUUUUUAACCAAGGUGGUAGUCCAGAGGCCCACAAGUGCCAACAGACCCCUCCUUGCCACUUUUCCAGUGCAUAUUACAGUUUAGUCAUGGUGAGAGCUACUUACCUUCCUAAUUUAGACAGCUGGGCUGCACAAGAUGGGGGAGACUGCUGUGAAGAAAAACACUUAAUUUUUUUUAGCGCUCCACAGCUGGUGUGGGAAAACACUUCACCAGAUUGUUGGGUUAUUCUCAAUUUCAGUGCUAGGGGUAAGGACUCAUGGUUUAAGUGUCAAGCUGGAAAUCAACUUUUAACAGCCCAUGAACAGUGAUUAGUUGGUGCUUAGUAAUGCCAUAGUCUAUGAGCCAGAUCUUGUGGAGUAGUGUGAUCACUGGGUGCUGCACAAUCUGUCUCUAAAGAUGACUUUCGUGGCCCUCAGGUACUGUAAAGAUGCACCACUUUCCCUCCCUGCUGGAGCAGGGAAAGGGGGCAUAGCUGGGAUAUUGCUCUGUUACACCAAUCCUCCCCUUCUGUUUUGGGCCCCUAUAAUCUAGUCUAGUUGAGAAGAAUAGCAGAAUCAGCGUGGAUGCAAAAUUAAACUUUAAGAUACGUUUGCAUAGCACCCCUGCAGUUAUGUUUCUUUGCAGUUGGGUUAUAACUAAGAAUGAGAUGCUAAAACUUAUAAAAAGGUGCAUUUUCAAUAUGGUGCCCAAGGAAUAAACCACUCCCCUCAACCUUGACGCUUCAUGCCUUCUGGUGUGCUGUACUGACAACUUACUUCACAAUCCAGAUGCAAGUUAAAUGAGCGACAUACCUGAAUCCUGGAUCUGAACAGUACUGAAGUUUAGGAUUAGGGGGCCUUGAAAUUUGAACCUAAAGCCAGAUCUAAAUUUCAUGGUUGUUAAUCCCUUCCCUUCAGUGAUCUGAAACAAAAUUGCAUCGGUAAGGGUUGAGAUUAGGAAUUGAAUCUUGCAUCUUGGGCCCAUCUCUAGUUAAAGCUAAACCCUAGUCUAGUGGUCCCAUCCAUAAGCAGUAGCCUAGAAGAGGUGCUGGUCACACUGAACAUGUGGUAUUUCAUUGUACAUACAGGGAAUAUUUUUCUUUUUGUAUAUAAAUGUCUUAUUUUCACUGCAAUAAAUGUUUGUUUCAAGAAUGUGUCUGUAUUCUCCUCCUCCCCGCCCCUUAAAACCUUGACCAGUUUUUAAAAUUGAUGUGGAGACUAUGAAAACAUAAUGGGAUGGAACGGCAAAGGCAUUUAUUUUAUAAAGUUGUAAAUGAACAUUUGCACUACUUGGAACAGGUUUUUAAUCAAUCUGGUAGAACUGUUAAACUCAUUUGUUAAUAAAAAUGCCAAGUAAAUUUCUCAA